Messenger RNA from Cucumis melo (muskmelon), 858 nucleotides. Its product is annotated as dormancy-associated protein homolog 4. The coding region runs from base 162 to 578 and encodes 138 amino acids. Lineage: Eukaryota; Viridiplantae; Streptophyta; Magnoliopsida; Cucurbitales; Cucurbitaceae. The transcript has 3 exons. The record is from RefSeq and is a predicted model, not a curated record.
GAGAACGCCACUCAAAUCCAAUCAAUGAGAAGACUUUUUUCCUUUUUCCCUUCUUCCAUUCAUUAUAAACCCAAACGCCUUCCCCAUCUUCUUCCAAAUCUGGCACACUGUGGGACAAUAAAUAAUCAUCAUUAAUUAAUUAAUCAACAAAAAAGAAAAAUAUGAGUUUCCUCCAAAAAUUAUGGGACGAAACCCUCGCCGGUCCAGCGCCGGAUUCCGGACUCAGUCGGCUGCGUAAGUAUAACUCCUUCUCCGCCUCCAGAUCUCCCCCGAUGUUAUCCAACGACGUCCUAUCGAAUAACAAUAGUAAUAAUAAUAUUCCACCGACAAUCCAAAUCCCUAGCCCUACGCUUUCCCAGAGUCCCACCUCUUUCCCUGAAUCGCCGAUGCCCGCACCAUCUACGCCGAGGACUCCCCCCUCCACUCCGCCGGAGACGCCGCGAUCAGGAGAGGAUCAUGUGAAGAGACUUGGGAGAAGAAGAUCGGUGGAUUAUCCUGGACGCCGUCCUCUGGAGGGACCUGAACAAACUAGUCCUUCUGUUUAUGAUUGGAUCGUAAUAACUGCGUUGGAUCGUUGAGGAACAAAAGAAGAGGAGAAAUGAAGAAAGUUGUAAAUUUGAGGAGGGUGAAAAAGUAAUUAAACAUCUCUUUUUCUCUCAGUACUACUAAACUCGUAUGUUAGAUAUUAAAGGGAAAAGGAAUUUGGAGGAUGUAGACAACAUAUAUAUAUAUAUGUAGAGAGUAUAAUAAUUAGUAUAUAAGAGGAGGAUGGAGGAUGGAGGAUGGAGGACGUACCCGAAAAACGCCUUUUUGUAUUGUAAAUAUAAACUUUCGGUUAUUACCUAUUUUCUAUCUCUA